UUCAAAAAGAAUUAUCAUAGCUGUGACAGUACGAAUGUGCGGAAGAAAUCAAACGAAGAUAAUGAUCCAUUGCCUUCCUUUCGCCUCAAUUCCACUCCGUUUGCCUCAGUUGUUGAUAAUAUUGCUGGAUCGAGUACUACAAUGCAGAUAUAUGGGAAACCGUGCCAUCGGGACACUUCAAUACUGUAUAUGUUACUUAUGUUCGGUACACUGUGGCUUGGUCUUUUUUUAUACAACUUCAGGAAAACGCCAUAUUUGACGCGUUCACGUCGUGAGUGGCUAGCAGAUUAUGCGCUUCCUGCUUCGGUUCUUAUCAUGUCUUUUACGGGUGCCUACUGCUUUUAUGAUAUUGAAAAAGACAAGUUCAAAAUGCGAACCAAUGUGGCGACGUUUGCAAUUGCACCAGUGUUCUCAUUACCGUGGCAGGGCUAUUUUGUAUGCUUACUUCUCGGCUUCUCAUUAUCUUUUCUUUUCUUUAUGGACCAAAAUAUCACCUCAGCCAUUUUGAAGCGUGGCUGCCUCAAAUCCUUCCGUUGCUUGGAUUGGUGA
Messenger RNA from Gongylonema pulchrum, 549 nucleotides. The record is from the annotation of a GenBank genome assembly. Lineage: Eukaryota; Metazoa; Nematoda; Chromadorea; Rhabditida; Gongylonematidae.